Saccoglossus kowalevskii is the source of this 693-nucleotide messenger RNA. Its product is annotated as ankyrin repeat domain-containing protein 18B-like. Lineage: Eukaryota; Metazoa; Hemichordata; Enteropneusta; Harrimaniidae. The record is from RefSeq and is a predicted model, not a curated record.
AUGGCUGGACGGCUGUUCGAUGCUGUGACUGGGACUCGCUUUGCUGAAGUCAAAUUGCUGUUAGAUCUUCACGUUAACGUGGACUGUAAGAAUAUACUGGGGCAGACACCGCUGUUCGUCACGCUGCAAAUCGACGAUGAAGGGAAACGAGAUAAAAUGUUCCGGUACCUAGUGAGGAGGGGUGCCGAGGUCUUGGAGGAAGAUUACCGACAGAAAACGCUUUUCCAGUACACAUGUGAACUUGGAAGGGUGAAACAAGCGACACGGAUACUAGAUCAGGUAGGGGCAGGUAGUGUUAAUUUAAACGGCCGUGACUUGGACGGCAACACGGCGUUACUGUACGCAGUCAAGUCGAAAAACAUUGAGAUUGUGAAAAUGUUGGUAGAGAUGCUACGUUUUUACCACAUGACUGUGGACUUGGUGGACAAUGACGGCUGUACACCUCUGAUACACGCCAAGAAAUUGGGUCUAUCAGAAAUCAGUGACAUACUAUUGCGGGACGGGCGAGCCAAUGCCCACAUCGCCGAUAAUAUUAGCCGCUUUAACGCCUACGAAUGGGAAGAACAUACAAAGGAACGACUAAAACGGGAAGCACGCGACGAAAAAGAAAAACAAAAAGUUCAAAACCUAAUAUUUCCAAAAGUUGGCCAGGUUCAGGCGAAGAAGAAACAAAUUUUAGAUCUGAUGGUAUGA